GAAGGGUUAUAGAUUCGUCCACCCACCCACCAAAAGAAGGGACAUUAGAGAAGAGGGAGGGAGAGAGAGAGUGAAAUGUUUUGCUUCCUCUAAUCUGGCGAAUCAUUCGUUCUAGCAAAUUUUGCCGAAAACUCCAAAACCCUCUUUUAGUAAACUCGAUUAACGACAAUCUCAAUCUUCUACAGCUUAUCCUAUAUCUCUCUCUUUUCUUCUCUUCCCCCAACAACAAUUUCAAUCAAAACUCUCUCUCAGCUGAAAGGUAAAUGAUGAUCCUUCUGCUGGUUGAUGUACGAGCAUAGCUUACCAGUGAAGUAACGAAUCAUUUUUGCCACAAUUUGAAGGAACAUUGCAAGCAGAUUAUAGCUUUCCCUUGGAACACUCAAAUUUGUGAUUAAGAGAAUCAGAGUUUGCUUAUCCAUAUAACAGAUCACCCGAACAGAAGAGGGAGGGUACUGGUUUGCGGAGUCAAUUGGACUUCUGCGAGCUUAGAAUCCUCUCUCCUUUAUUUAUUAACGAAAUCAUAGUCAUUAGUCUUGGCUAGUGCUGUUGGGGACUCUUUUUCACAAAGCGUGCAUGUAACAGCAUCCAUGUUUUGGUGAUCUUUGAGUUGAGAAGAGAGAAAAAUUUAAGUUGAAAAAGUGAGGGAUAUUGAAGCUAAAACAAUGGGUGCAGUUUGUUGCUGUUUCAAUGUUGAUGAUUUUGAAGAUUAUAUGAAUCCAAAUAGUUCUGUAUAUAGGAACUGUAUGUGUCUCAGUUGCUUCGUACAGAACUUUUUGACUGUGUAUGAAUCAAUAUUCCGUAGAGGGGAAGUGCAUGCGAUUCCUUCAUCUAUUCAGGGUGCAGCAUCUAUGACUUCUACAGCUUCACUUGAUAAUUCUCUAUCUGACAUGUACCGUUCUCCUCCAAGGCCCUUGCCUUAUGAUGCAGACCCCAGGUUUUUCCGUUCACAGCGUGAAGGACUAGUGUCAAGACGUGAGAAGGGUUCAAGUCAUUUGAAUGAAGAGUCAGAACCUCUAAGAGGUGAUGUAGAUGCUGACUCAGAAUCUUUAAAUUCUGGUGGCAAAUGGAAUGAUACCAGUGAAGAUGGAUCAAAGGAAUACCGUUCCAAGUCCUCUGUAAGACUCUCAUCAGCAAAACUUACAACUGGAGCUGGGGUUGUCUAUUCAUCCUCAGAAGAGGAGGAUGUCUGUCCAACUUGUCUUGAAGAAUACACUGAAGAGAAUCCGAAGAUAGUGACAAAAUGCUCUCAUCAUUUUCAUCUUGGUUGCAUUUAUGAGUGGAUGGAAAGAAGUGACAGCUGUCCUGUUUGUGGGAAGGUGAUGGUAUUUGAUGAAACGACUGAUUGAAAAGGUUUAUGUCGUGGAUGAUACCAACAACAGAGGAAAGGAAAUAUACAGUAUAGACAUUGUGAAUACUUCAGAUUAAGCGCUUAUCAUGUAUAGUAAGUAUAUAACAUUUUUAUUAACCAUCACUGUAAGUUCAAUCUCAUCCAAGUUGUUUCUAUAUUUAUACUUUUCUCCCUUGCCAAAACAUCCAAGAUUAAAAAAAAAAAUGCCAUUUUAGAUGGCGACUUUGUCAUGGUUUCAACAGUUUGCCAUGUAAUAGAAUGAUUUCCUCCCUCUUUUUACUUUUUGUUUUUA
This is a messenger RNA of Glycine soja, 1640 nucleotides long. RefSeq names its product E3 ubiquitin-protein ligase At3g02290-like. The transcript has 6 exons. The record is from RefSeq and is a predicted model, not a curated record. Bases 663 to 1346 code for a protein of 227 amino acids. Gene Ontology annotation, molecular function: ubiquitin-protein transferase activity. NCBI's taxonomy places the organism in Eukaryota, Viridiplantae, Streptophyta, Magnoliopsida, Fabales, Fabaceae.